ACACUCAACGGCGGAUUUAGGGGGGAGAUAUUAUGAGGCUGGUGUCAUUAGGCGAUAGCCAUUGAAUCAUUCAAUCUUUUUUACCGGCCGUGUUUUUUCGGUUUUUCCCUUUUCUCGAUAAUUUCUUUUCUCUCAGGUCAUUUCCAUGGUUUUCAGAUCGCCUUUAGAGCUUUAUCCCUCCCAUUUCUUCCUGCCAAACUUCGCUGAUCGCCCUCUGCUCCUGGCGAACAGCGCUCCCACCACCAGGUCUCCAGAAGACUUGUCCAUGUUUCAGCUACCGACCCUCAACUUCUCCCCGGAGCAGGUGGCGAGCGUCUGCGAGACGCUGGAGGAGACCGGGGACAUCGAACGGCUGGGCCGCUUCCUCUGGUCCCUGCCGGUGGCUCCGGGAGCGUGCGAGGCUAUCAACAAGCACGAGUCCAUCCUGCGCGCCCGGGCCGUGGUGGCGUUCCACACGGGGAAUUUCAGAGACCUGUACCACAUCCUGGAGAACCACAAGUUCACCAAGGACUCGCACGGAAAACUGCAGGCCAUGUGGCUGGAAGCGCACUACCAGGAGGCCGAGAAGCUUCGCGGUCGUCCCCUUGGACCGGUCGAUAAGUACCGGGUGCGGAAGAAGUUUCCGCUGCCUCGGACCAUCUGGGACGGCGAGCAGAAGACGCACUGUUUCAAAGAGCGGACACGGAGCCUGCUGCGGGAGUGGUACCUACAGGACCCGUAUCCAAACCCCAGCAAGAAAAGGGAACUGGCUCAAGCCACUGGACUCACUCCUACACAGGUCGGAAACUGGUUUAAAAACCGGAGGCAACGAGACAGAGCCGCGGCAGCCAAAAACAGGUUGGUGCUUUGUGUUUGUGUGCGCGCUGUCAGAGCGCAAGUUGCUGAAAAGUUUGCUUAAAUGCUUUUAAUUCGAAGUGGAGCUCAUAUUUGGUAUAUAGUUGUGCUGGCGGACAGAGUGUCUGGGAAAAAAGACGAGUCUGUGUGCGAGGGGAGGGAGCAGGCUGCGCCGACAUUUUUGUUAUGAAGUGAAAACAGGAUGAACACUCAGGAGAGGAUUCUCGCUCAACUACACAGUCACAACUUGCUUUAAAUUAAACUUUUGAUUUUUUCCUAAUAAAACUGCUUCAUAAACAUACUUGUGAGGUAGGUGUGCAGACUUGGCCGGUAUUUUAAAGAAAUCUUGGAAUUAUCAGACAUUAAAAAAACACAUCUGAUGAUAAUAAUACGCACUCAUUUACGCGUUGAAAUACCCUCAAAUUUCCAAAAAGUAUGAAUAAUUUUUUAAAUCAUAAACCGAGCAGCUGAUGAAAACAAAGUGUGUUGUGCUUUGACAGGAGCAGCUUGUUUAUCUUUUCCGUGAGAGUGAAAGUGUCCAAACAAAUAUAAAAAGAGCAUAAAAUGACAUUAAAAAACAUUAGUGUGAUUGACUUGUUGAUACUAAAACAUCUUGUGAUUUGGUGAUUGUGAAGAAACCUUUUUAAACGACCUUUGAGUUAUUUCUGCAUUUUUGCAGCAAAAAGAAUUACCAGGAGUUUUUAAAUUCCUCUUACUAUCAUGUGAAAAAAUUCCUGCACCUGUAAAUACGUUUAAAAUGUAUUUUUCUGCAAAUAUUGGAAACAAUUUUUGUAUAUUUUUUAAGCUUUUUUACGAUUUAUUUACGCCACAUUACAUAUAAAGGCUGCAUGCAUCAUGCUGUACACUGCUUUGAAAAUUUUAACAUCACGUUACUUAGCAUUGUUGAAAAAAAGAUGAUCUCAGAGGGAUAAUACAGAUAUUACUGAUAUUACUCCACAAAAAUGAGCAUGCGUAUUAAAAGAGCUUUUGCAGAACAUAGGCUGCAUUAAGUGUGGUAUCGUUCCAUUGAAAUGCUAUAAUUGAUUAGAAAAUAAAACGAAGAGGACUAAGCCAUAUGAAUACUAUUCUAAUCUUUUUGCUAAAUGAAGGGAUAGAUUUCCAGGCUGAUAUUAUCCCGCCGUGAUGGAGUUAUUAUCGUGAGUGGAUUGGAGAUAAACAUUUAGGAUGAUUGAAGUAAACCUGCAGCUCCACGUCACUCAUUCAUACACUUCCAUCCCACUGAAAUACAUGUGUGUCAAAGCCUCGUGGACAAAGGGCCUAUAUUCUAUUUAAAUCUACAAUCAGCAUUUGGGUUUGAAGCUGCAGGGGUCACCGGGAUUUGGAGAGUGUGCAGGGAGGAAGAGCGAUGAUAAAAGUAGAGAUGAUGAUGAAGGUGGAAAUACAACCGACUCGCUCUAAAAAUACACAACUCUACUGCUUUUAUUAAAUCAACAAAGUAGGGUUUAAAGUUUGAUUUUCCCGGUUUGGUAUGAUCUGGACUUGAAUUAUUAGGCUGCUGACUCGCGGGUUGAUCAUGUCUACAUUUGCAGAGAAAAACCCUCCAUUACAUUGCAUUUCUUCCAAGAUUUAGCAGACUAAAUAGUGCUGUGUUUUGUCCCCUGAAAGCUGGCUAUUUGAUAAAAGCAUGCAUGCAUGGCUGGGGCCGGCAGGGGGAAAGAAAAGGCGAGUUUGAACCCCUCUUUUGCACGGGGGAGGAGGAAGAGGAGGAGGGUGAGGGGGAGACAUUCUCGGGUCUAAUUGCCAUUUCUCUCUUUUUUCUUCUUCUGCUUCUUCUUUUUCCCCAACCUCCUCCUUCUCCUACUCCUACUCCUCGCUUCUUUUCUUUUCCUCCAGGCUUCAGCAUCAAGCAAUAGGACCGAGUGGUAUGAGAUCGCUCUCAGAGGCCGGUCUCACCCCUCACAGCUCGGCGGAGUCGCCUUCGACCGCAGCCAGUCCCACCACCAGCGUGUCCAGUAUGACAGAGCGAGUCGAUACUGGGACGUCCAUCCUGUCCGUCACAUCCAGUGACUCGGAGUGCGAUGUAUGAUACGGAGGGGAAAGGAGGAGGAAAAAAAAAACAACACACAAAAACAAACACAAAAAGAGAAAUAUUUACAGGGAAAAUGGACCUGAGAGGAAGAAAAAAAGACUUAUGAAAUAUCGCGGAUGAAAAAAGGACCGAUUGAUAUAAAUAUUAAAAUAAAAAGAGAUAAAGCACGUCGUUUUUUUUUUUUUUUUUUUUUGUUUUUUUAUUAAAAGCGCUUUCAAAAGGACCCACGCCUCCCCCUCCUCUUCAUACCCCCACACCACCGCCACCACCACCACCACCACCACCACUUCUACUACUAGACUACUUGCAUGAUGUUUUUUUUUUUUUUUUAAUUUUAUUUUGUAAUCAGGGAAAAUAACCUGAAUGCAAGAUUCUCCAUCAGGAACAUCGAUCAGAGGGAAUAAAAACAGAUCGUCUUGGUGUCUUCGUCGCCCUUUUUUUUCCUCUAUCCAUCUCCGUUUUUCAGUCCAAGUGAUGAUGAUGAUGAUGAUGAUGAUGAUGACGCCACGCAGACAAGAUGCAAUCCUGUUUUUUUUUUCUUUUUUACUUUGUGUUCAUCAGACAAUCAUUUUAAGUCGUAAGCACCUUUUUUAAAUACACUUCUGUCACUGCCUGUGUGGGGUUCAUGGUCUCAAAAAAAUGUCGUUUAUGACUGUAUCAGAUUUUUAUUUUUAUUUUCAAAAUUUUAUAUUGAAUUAUGUAUAUCUCAAAUAAUGCGAUCAUUCUCCCGGUCUGUAAUAUACGUGUAGAAAUAUUGCUUGUACAUAAUUAUUGCUCUCCCCCCUCUUCCUCCCGUCUCAUCCUCUUUUCUAUCCCUCCCUCACUUUUCUUGACUUGGUGUUCCUACAUAAAAUAUUUGUCAAAACUUACAACUCAAGUGCUCUAGGCGUUUUUGUUGCUUUUUUUGGGGGGUGUUAAAAUGACAUAUGUUGCCAUUCAGAAGUAAAAUAUGAAAAGUG
Xyrichtys novacula (pearly razorfish) is the source of this 3843-nucleotide messenger RNA. Lineage: Eukaryota; Metazoa; Chordata; Actinopteri; Labriformes; Labridae. The record is from the annotation of a GenBank genome assembly.